CACAUUUUCGACGAAUCGCGUAGUCUGAUUUGGACACGAAUGGUGUUCUUCCACGCAAACGCUUUGUACUUUGCUCUUCACCGGUUUCUGCAAUUCUAAGCCUUCAUACUUCCAUAAAUCCGUUAAAGUUCGUCACUUUCACCACUUCCCUCCUCACCCAAAUCCCCUUCUCUGUCAAAUUUGAGAUUUGCUGCCAACAAUCGUGUCUCAGUGAAACCCUUCUAAUCAUUUGGUAUGCAAUUCCAAUCUUGGGAUCUAGUUUUCACAUUCUUCAGAUCAUAGAUUCUAAUAUUCUAGGGGAAAGUUUUGAUCUUUGUAACUUUGUGCUAGAUUUGAUUAGAUUAUAUUAGAUUCUUAAUGCACUCUAGAAUCCUUAUGUACAACAAUGAAAUCCAAGAGUUUGAGCUUAGCUCCAGCUCUGACACUCUUCCCAGGCUUGAAACCCCCUCACAAAACCCUACUGUUUCACCAAAUCUCUGUUCUUGUUAUCACAUUCCUUGCUUAUGCUUCCUUCCAUGCCUCUAGGAAGCCCCCCAGUAUUGUCAAGAGUGUACUAGGACCAACUGUUGCAUCCAAUUUAACUCAAGUUGAUUCGGGUUGGCCGCCUUUUAAUGGAACUCGUGGCACUCACCGGCUUGGCGAGCUUGAUCUCGCAUUCCUUACUUCGUACUCGGUUGGCAUGUAUUUGGCGGGUCAUGUUGGCGAUCGGAUUGAUUUGAGGUUGUUCCUUGUGUUUGGGAUGAUGGGUAGUGGCAUUUUCACCGUGCUUUUCGGGUUAGGAUAUUGGUUGGAUGUUCAUGUUUUGGGGUUUUUUGUUGGUGUUCAGAUUGUUUGUGGAGUGUUUCAGUCAAUUGGGUGGCCUUGUGUGGUUGCUGUUGUGGGGAAUUGGCUGGGGGAAUCGAAGAGGGGAUUGAUAAUGGGGAUAUGGAACUCGCAUACCUCGGUGGGGAAUAUCAUUGGUUCGGUUGUGGCUUCAGGAGCUUUGGAAUUUGGAUGGGGUUGGUCAUUUUUGUUGCCUGGAUUUCUGAUUAUUUUUGUAGGGGUUUUGGUGUUUUUGUUUCUUGUUGUGAACCCUGAGGAUAUGGGGUUUGCACAUUCUGGAAUGGACAUUGAAAUGAGUGCUGAAGCUGAAAUACACAGUGAAGAGAAUCAGCAGAAAGUGGAAUCAGAGGAAGCAAAGCUUAUUGAGCCUGAUAAUUCAGAUUCUUCAUCUGCAAUUGGGUUUCUAGAGGCAUGGAAGUUGCCGGGAGUGGCUCCGUUUGCUUUCUGCCUCUUUUUCUCUAAGCUUGUGGCUUACACUUUUCUGUAUUGGUUGCCAUUCUACAUAAGGCACACAGCGGUUGCGGGUGUGCACUUGUCUCACAAAACUGCUGGUUUACUUUCAACAAUAUUUGACGUUGGAGGAGUCCUAGGCGGAAUCACUGCGGGUUUCAUUUCUGAUAUGAUUGAAGCUCGUGCCAUUACUUCAAUUCUGUUCUUGUUUCUUUCAAUUCCAGCUCUCAUUUUGUAUCGUGCUUUUGGAAGUAUCUCUAUGUUGACCAACAUCUCUUUAAUGUUUCUUUCUGGAUUUUUGGUGAAUGGUCCAUACUCACUAAUCACAACUGCUGUGGCUGCCGAUCUCGGUACACAGAGCUUGAAUGGUGGGAACUCACGGGCACUGGCUACUGUUACUGCAAUCAUAGAUGGUACUGGUUCUGUUGGAGCUGCUCUUGGACCACUUAUGGCUGGGUAUAUUUCAACUAGGGGAUGGAACAGUGUAUUUUUUAUGCUCAUUUUGUCUAUUUUCUUUGCUGGUUUAUUCUUGAUUCGUGUUGCUAGAACUGAGAUAAGAGAGAAGUUUUCAGGAUAGUGGUUUUAAAUAUUUAGAAACACAUUUGAUUGUUCAGUAUAGGAUCUAUAUUGAUGUUACAUGUAUGCCUUUUUCACAGUAAAUAGCCAUUGAUGGAGAGAUUGUUGAAUGCUUCA
Lotus japonicus is the source of this 1965-nucleotide messenger RNA. Its product is annotated as putative glycerol-3-phosphate transporter 5. Gene Ontology annotation, molecular function: transmembrane transporter activity. NCBI's taxonomy places the organism in Eukaryota, Viridiplantae, Streptophyta, Magnoliopsida, Fabales, Fabaceae. Gene Ontology annotation, cellular component: membrane. The record is from RefSeq and is a predicted model, not a curated record. The transcript has 2 exons. Bases 386 to 1849 code for a protein of 487 amino acids. Gene Ontology annotation, biological process: transmembrane transport; phosphate ion homeostasis.